AAGUAAACAACAACAAAACUCAAAUUUAAUGCUCACAACACAUAAUUCACAAUCUCAACUCAGUUUAUUUGGAUCGAAAAAAAAGUAUAUAUAAAAUAAAUCUAUUUGGUGUAUGUGCUAAAUGUAAUUUAUAUCGUGCCCGUGUUUAUCCUCUAUCACACAGACAAAAAACAAGCAAAGACGAGAAAAAAAAGGUUAGGCAAACGAAAUCUGUUGUUCUUCAGCCUUAUAGUGAAAAAGCCAUUAAAUCAAUGUGGCAAAACGGUUGCAAAAAGAAAUAGUGCAACGUUUGUAUCACAGCAAAAACGUUCGAGAAAAACGAAAAUUUUAUUUAAAAACCAAAAAAUCAACUGAUGACAUUUUUGCAACAAAACUCAUAGAAUAUUUUUCAAUAGAGUCAACGAGAUGUGCUAUCAAAUGAACCAGUUCGAUAAACCAGUGUGGCCUAUUUCCAGUGUGUGAAAAGAGCGCGCGGGAUACAUAAUAUUUAAUGCACGAACGCAUUUGAAGCAAAAGUGUUAGCCAACGCUUGAAAAAUUACUUACAACAAAAACAACAUUGCCACACCGUACAAACGCAUCCACAAUUCGCAGGAAUGAAAAGGAAAAUCAUAUAACAACUUGCAAAAAAAACAUACCUUCUUUAGUUUCCAUUUGAAGUUGCGUUGUUCAUUUUUGAAUUAAUUCUUCAUUUAUUUCAAUCGUUUCUGUUUGUUCGGAAUAUAACCAAAUAUUCUUCCGCCCCCAUCCCGUUUGUUUCGUGUGUGUUUGUGUGUAUAAAAUCGUUAAAUAAAAAGAAAGAAAGAUAUUAAGAAACAAAUUGAAAUAAUCAAAAAGGAAAAAAAAAGAAGAAGGAAAAGAAGUUUUAUUUAAAGUAGUAUCAGUUCAGUAAACUUAAAUGGAUGCAACGAUGACAUCAUUACCAGUGGUACCGUCAAAAUUUUACCAAGUGUGUCGACUGUGUUUGACCGUCGUCAGUGACACCAAUGACUUGAUGAACUUAUCAGUGUUCGGUCGUCACAAUGCAGGUUACAUUGGAAGUACUGCAACCAGCGCACAAACCAACAAUGCCAAUGAGGACAGUAUGAUUGUCACCGCAUCAACCAAUAACAAUAACAGCAGCAGUAGCAGCAGUGGCGUCAUUGUUAAAACAGCCAACAGAAAAAUUUCGUCCCCGACCAAUGAACAUUUAGCCAGUAAUUCGGUUACCAACAAUGCCAGCGAUAAUGAAGCAGCUGCUUGUGGUCAGAGCACCACAAUUCGCGGCGGUGGUAGCAGUAGUGACGGCGGUGAUGAUGAUAACAACAAUUUCAAAAUUGAUGGUGACCUACACCACGCGGAUAUACUCGAACGCAUUUACAAUUUUCUAUCAAUUACGGUGUCACCAAACGAUGGAUUACCGGCGAUCGUAUGUAAUAUGUGCCGAACACAAUUGGAUACAUGCCAACAAUUUCGUGAUAAAGCACAACGUUCACAGCAAAAAUUGCAGAAUUUUAUAAAAUUCGCCAACAAAUUGACGGGUGAUCCACAGGAUGUGCUCAAGCAAACGUCAUCAAGUUUGGAUGAAAUGUUACAUGUAUCAUGCCGUGAAGCAUCUGAGCAUACCGCCGCUGCCGCCCUUACCGAACUUCGUAACAAUAACAAUCAUCAUUUGAAGAAUAAAUCAAUUGCCAGCCCAAAUGCAAUAGUUACCUCAAUACUCAGCAAAAAUCAUAUAGAUCAUUUGGAAGCGAAUUCAGUAUCUGUGAUUCCAAUCGAUGCGGCCAAUAAACAUAACAACGGAACUAAUAUUCAACACAGCGGUGCCGGCGGAGUACCAAAUGCACAACAAUCGAAUCGAAUUUCGGUGAAAAAAUCACUUGGUCAAAUAAAUGCGGCAGUUACCCUAAAUCAAAUGAAUCACAUGCACGCAACAAUGCCACCCGAAGCGGCUACUGCACUUGAAAUGCAUCGUUUAACACAAUUACAACAACAUCUUGAAACGGCUGCCGUUUUAAUGGAUAUCAGUAAAAAGGUGAUCAUUUCACCGCCCAGCUCCAAUCCACAGUCACCCGGUUUGGGUGUUGAUGGCCAACAAAAUGUUAAAAUGACCAUUAAACGUUCGAGUGGCGAUGAAAUCGAUUCAUCGUCCGCAGUGAAACGCAUGAAAACUAAUGCCAAAGGUAAUAACGUAACAACUACCGUUUACCACACAAAUUCAAAUGCACGACCGAGUGCCAGUGUCAAAACAGAGCCAGUAUACAAUGCAACCGAUGAUUCGGAAGGAAAUCGCUAUGACAGUGAUAACGAUAGCAAUGACAGCGAUCCGGGACGACUUGAAAUGGACAUCAGCUCAUCACAUGAUAACGAUGAUACAAACAACGACGCAGUUGGCCGAUGCUCAUCGUCACCGGUUAAAUUGAUUUAUAAGCAUAACAGAAGCUUCAAUAAUAAUACACCGUCCGGUCGAGACACACCAGAAAGCAACAAAUCAGACGAUCAUCGCACAGAUCCAGCUACAACACAACUAUGGCAAGCUUUAGCUAGAUCAACCGGCAAUGGAGCUGGAAAUGAAGCAACACAGCUUUUGCGACAAAUGAUUACUUGCCGAUCACUUGGUCUGCCAAUUCCAUCUGCUUUGAAUAUAUCCCGCAACAUCAACGAUCAACCAAUCUCAUUAGUUAAGCAUGAGGGAUCAAAAUCAUCAUCGUCAGGCCGUCGAAAACAGUCGUGCCCGAGCAAAGCUUCAACAGACAAAUCAAAUGACAACGAUGUACUUGCAAACAUUAAAAAACCGAUGAACGAAUCAAAAAUGGAUCUAUCAAAUGCCAAAGUUUGGGCCAACAACGUUGAGACAAAACCAAAAUCAGCACCGAUUGAAAACAACCAAAGUCCAAAUCAGAAAGAUAUGUCUUGUACAAAUUGUGGAACAUUGACGACAACCAUUUGGCGGCGCAAUGUUCGUGGUGAAAUGGUUUGCAAUGCAUGCGGUCUUUAUUUCAAGUUGCACGGCGUUAAUCGGCCGCAUUCAAUGCGACGUGACACCAUUCACACACGCCGAAGACGACCGAAGGGCGAUAAGUCGGGACGCAGACGGUCUAAAAAUCAAGAUACUGGAAAUACAUCUGGUGCUGAUCAAUCGCCGAAUGGUUUCAACGAUCAACCGGAUCAACAUGAUUUGCAAGCACUUCAAAAUCAUAAUUUGCUAAUUGCGUUGGGCGCUGCUCGCCAAGCUCCUGGUGCUCAACACUUUGCUAUGCCUCCAUUCUUUGAUCCACAUUUCUUGCGAACACAACAAUUUUCUGAUGCUGGCACUGAUGAACGAAUUGGCGAUGAAAACAGCAAUAAUUCAUCAAUAAAUCGUCGCCGGGACGACGAGGAUGACAUCGAUGAUGAUGAAGAUGAAAAUGAUGCAGAUUCAACAAAUCUACCUCUGAAUUUGGUAGCCACACAGUUCGCUGAAUGAAGUCAUCUAUUUUCAAAAUCAUCCAAUGCAAUAAAAUGCAUAAAAAGAAAAGCAAAACCAACAACAAAGACACCAACAACACAAAAAGCCACAAACAACAUUCACCAGAAUAGCCUUCUUCAAGUUGUUUUCAUUUAAUCUGUUUCAAUUCUAUUCGAUGUAUAAGUUCGAGGGUUAUUACACGAAAUUUCAGUUUAUUUUUUUCAAAAUGGAAACCAUUUGGGUAUGUAAAUUUAACCAAAUACGAAAAAAAUGGACGAAAACAAAUAAUAUUAAUAGUAAUUGCAGCAACAUGUUGAUUCUCAUUUUUCGAUUAGUAGGAUUACGGUUCCUUGUGAAUCAAACCAAAAUUAUGUAGGAAACGAAAACCUUACUAAAUGUCGCAUAUCUCUGCGUUAAGUUCCGAAUAAAAUGCUCGUUUUGAUGUACAAAACAAAAUAAUGGAUAAUGAAAUUUUGCAAAGGAAUAGAAAGCGUUUGAAAAAAACACAAGAUUAAUACACACUCUAACCAAUGUGUCAAUUUUAAAAUUGACAACGUGAAUGCUCAGAAGCAUGUGUUUUGUUUCAAAUGCAGAGAUGAAUGAAAGUAGACGGCUCACGAGCAGCUAAACACAAAUUUUGUUUCUAAUUUUUACUAAAAAGAAAUAUAUCGUGAAAUAUAACACAAACACAUAGACACACAAGAAAAAAAGAGAUACAAAACAUUUAAAUUUACAAAUACAAUUAAACACUUACACACAGAUGAACAAAGAAUCUCCAUUAAAACCAAUAAUUUUUUUUAAAUAAUAAUUAUAACACAAAGUUUAAUAUUUACUUAUUAUUAAUAUUAAAAAAAGAGUUUUAAAUUAUACGCAUAGUUACUACUUCUACUACUACUACUACAACAACUAUUACUACUACUACUACUACUAUUUAGAGAAAAAAAAACGCGCGAGAAAAAUAAAAGAAAAACGCGAUCGCAGAAGCUAAUCUUCGAAGUAUUGUAGUUUUUGCAAAUGUAAACCGUAGGAUGACAUUCUAAAUUUGGAGAAAAACUGAACAGUGAAAUAUUAUGAUCAAUGUAUAUAUCGUAUGGCAGAUACUGAGUUAAACAUGAAUCGCAAACAAUGUAUGUAAAAGGGAUAAUAUUCAAGAUUUAGAGAUCAAAAAUGGAGUCAGUUGUCAUGAGUAUGCAUUCAGUACAAGUGCUAGAUAUCUUAUAUCACUUUCACACAUUUAAUCAAGUUAAAAGACCAUUUAUUUUGUAUGAACGCGUGAUUUGUCUGAAUUUCAUUAUCGUUAAAAUGGUUCUUUUGUUCGUAUUUUUUUUUCGUUUCAAUGUCCCAAAAAUUAGAUUCAUAGGGAAAAAUGUUAUUAUUCUAUGUUCCAAGCUCUGAGCGGUCUCGUUGUGAAAUUGGUGUUUAGUCGUUUUUAACGGUGAACUCUAGUGAAUUGAUACGUCCAAUCUAAUCCACUCGAAAUGUGUGUUUGACAUUGACUCGCUUGUGUUUGACAUUGAAUUUUAACAUCACAUUUAACCAGUUGAUUGUUUUGAUUAUAGAGAACGUCGGGCAAAGAUAUAAAUUUAAAUUGAAGUAGUUACAUAACAAUUAAAAUGAAAAUUGCAACAAAAACAUUGGAAAACAAUCAACACAUAAAAAAUGGAAAAUGUAUUAAAA
This is a messenger RNA of Contarinia nasturtii (swede midge), 5103 nucleotides long. RefSeq lists its product as uncharacterized. Bases 898 to 3444 code for a protein of 848 amino acids. Gene Ontology annotation, biological process: cell fate commitment; positive regulation of transcription by RNA polymerase II; negative regulation of transcription by RNA polymerase II. NCBI's taxonomy places the organism in Eukaryota, Metazoa, Arthropoda, Insecta, Diptera, Cecidomyiidae. Gene Ontology annotation, cellular component: nucleus. The record is from RefSeq and is a predicted model, not a curated record. Gene Ontology annotation, molecular function: RNA polymerase II cis-regulatory region sequence-specific DNA binding; zinc ion binding; DNA-binding transcription factor activity, RNA polymerase II-specific. The transcript has 9 exons.